Molecule: messenger RNA, 450 nt
Organism: Arachis stenosperma
Lineage: Eukaryota; Viridiplantae; Streptophyta; Magnoliopsida; Fabales; Fabaceae
Exons: 2
Coding region: 1-450 (149 amino acids)
Biological process (GO): DNA integration
Molecular function (GO): nucleic acid binding
Source: RefSeq, a predicted model, not a curated record
AUGGAGAAGCUCCUCCAUAAAUAUGGAGUGAUUCAUAAAGUAGCCACGCCAUAUCACCCCCAAACCAAUGUACAGGCUGAAUUAGCAAAUCGGGAAUUGAAGAAGAUUUUGGAAAAGACAGUAGGAAGUUCAAGAAAAGAUUGGGCUCGGAAGCUGGAGGAUGCACUCUGGGCAUACAGGACAGGUUUCAAAACUCCUAUUGGGAAGUCACCCUUUCAGCUAUUAUAUGGCAAAUCAUGUCACCUCCCUGUGGAGCUUGAACACAAAGCUUUUUGGGCUACUAAAUUCCUAAACCUUGACUCUGAAGCAGCAGUUUUCCCUUAUGGGAGUAUUGAAUUGCUAGAUGAAGCAACAAAGAGUCAAUUCACAGCAAAUGGUCAUAGAGCAAAGCUGUACUUAGGAGGACAUUGGGACAAGGAAAAAGAGGUUCAGAGCUUACAACGUCCUUGA